Messenger RNA from Pseudocercospora fijiensis CIRAD86, 705 nucleotides. RefSeq lists its product as uncharacterized. Gene Ontology annotation, molecular function: carboxylic ester hydrolase activity; palmitoyl-(protein) hydrolase activity. Gene Ontology annotation, biological process: protein depalmitoylation. The record is from RefSeq and is a predicted model, not a curated record. Lineage: Eukaryota; Fungi; Ascomycota; Dothideomycetes; Mycosphaerellales; Mycosphaerellaceae. Gene Ontology annotation, cellular component: cytoplasm. The transcript has 4 exons. The coding region runs from base 1 to 705 and encodes 234 amino acids.
AUGUCAGCCGCCAAGGCAUUGGUUGUCGAGGCUGUCAAGCGUCACACCUCCACAGUAAUCGUCGCCCAUGGCCUAGGAGAUUCGUACUCUCUUGCUGAAGAGUUUCGUCGGAAGUCUCUGUUUCCGGAGACCAAGUUCGUCUUUCCCAAUGCACCUAAUAUCCCAAUCACAGUCAAUGGAGGCAUGGCGAUGCCGGGCUGGUACGACAUCGCAGACUUUGGCGACUUAGCCAACCGUAAUGAGGACGAAGCUGGAAUUCUGCGCAGUCAAAAAGUGUUCCACACCUUGAUUGAAGAUGAGAUCAAGGCAGGCAUACCAACCGAACGAAUCGUUCUAGGUGGUUUCAGUCAAGGAGGUGCUAUGAGUCUGAUGGCUGGCAUCACCAGUCCUACCAAGCUUGGCGGCAUCUUCGGCCUGAGCUGCUAUUUACUGCUGCAAGGCAAGGUCAGAGAAUUGGUGCCCAAGGACUCUCCUAACCAGCAGACCCCAAUCUUUAUGGGACAUGGUGAUGCAGACCCAGUCGUAAGGUAUGCCUGGGGAAAGGCGACGGCAGACAAGCUCAAGGAGUGGGGCUGGAACGUGGACUUCAGGACGUACAAGAAUUUGCCACACAGCGCUGCACCACAGGAGAUUGAGGAUUUGGCGCAGUAUUUGCAGAAGCAGAUUCCAGACCUAGGAGACAAGGCCGCAGGUGGAAGCCUGUGA